GUUCUGUCACUGUCCAUUUCUGGAAGUGGGUUACUGUUGUCCAGCCAUCUGAUAACAUAUGGUAUGUUCCCAGAAAUGAGAACACAGCCAGGCAUCAACAACAUAGGGUUAAUGCUUAAUCUUUUUCUUGCUCAGUUAAUUUUAAUUACUGGCCUGGAUCAGACACAAGAUAAAAUAUUGUGUAGAAGUACUGGAAUAAUUACCCAUUACCUCUGGCUCGGUAUGGCACUAUGGAUGAAUGUGUGUACCUUUCACAUGUUCAAGGUAUUUGUUUUACAGAAACUGGUAAGAAAUUCUGCCCCGUCUCACGGUAUUCAUACACUGAAGUACACUGCUUAUGCCAAUGGGUUACCAAUGAUACUGAUAGUUUGUAUAGUUAUUACAAAUGUCAAGUUGUCAGGGGGAAUGGAGAUAGGUUAUGGGGGUAAUGUGUGUUAUCUAUCUUCUAAACAACUUGUUGGCUAUUGUUUUGUUUUACCCUUAUGUCUCGUCAUUAUACUAAAUAUUGUUUUCUUUUUGUGGACAAUUAUCUCCAUCUCUCGCGUAAAACAACAGGGAAAACAAUCUGGGGAACGAAACAAUAUUGUAAUUUAUAUAAAGCUUUCUGUUCUGACCGGUCUGUUUUGGUUGCUAGCUAUUUUAUCAAAUUUUAUCAUCAGUUGGGCUUUAGAAUAUCUGUCUGUAAUCUUUAAUGCAUCUCAGGGAGUCUUCAUUCUGUGGUCCUUUAUAUUAAAGAAAUCUGUGCUUUCUAAAUGGAAGCGAAAACUAUUUGGUGAAGCAGAAUCUGUCAGAAGUGAACAAGAGACAAAAUCUAGCCAACUUAAGUCAGUGUAGAUCCGGCUUGUAGUAUAGUCAGGGUUUUCAUCCAUCGUUGACAUAAUUAAAGUUCUGACAUACUUGCAUAGCAGCUACAUGUUGGUAGACAGAACAAUAACUUAGAUAUACAUGAUCAUAUGUAUAGGACUUCAAACACCCAACACAAUAGCUAGAUGACUUAAUCAUGGGAAAACGCGAGUGACAUUUGUACAUUUGUACUUUAGUAGUAGUUUGUUUCUGUAUUCUCCAAUAAUGUUGGUAUAAACGAUCGUCUAUAAGCUCCAGUAUAGAU
Molecule: messenger RNA, 1108 nt
Organism: Patella vulgata (common limpet)
Lineage: Eukaryota; Metazoa; Mollusca; Gastropoda; Patellidae
Product: adhesion G protein-coupled receptor E1-like
Exons: 2
Biological process (GO): G protein-coupled receptor signaling pathway; cell surface receptor signaling pathway
Cellular component (GO): membrane
Molecular function (GO): G protein-coupled receptor activity
Source: RefSeq, a predicted model, not a curated record